CGCAGAUCACUCAGUAAAGAGUAAAAUGGCGGCGGAUAACACGGGUGUUGCGGGUGCGAAAGGGAACGCGGAGGUGGUUCGCGGCCAAAUUUUCGAGGUCGGACCGCGCUACACAAAUUUGGCGUACAUAGGAGAAGGGGCCUAUGGCAUGGUAGUGGAUCGUCCAGAAAGUAUGUCCAAUUUUUUUAAGGCUCAUUCGGCAAAGUACGGAAGCUCGGCGCCUGCGACACUCGGGAUAGGCCACCCCGUGGUACAUGCAUGCACUGCACGCACAGAAGAAUUUGCCUGCCUACCAGGCGCUAUAUCCGCUUACGAUGAUGAAACCAAAACAAAGGUGGCCAUAAAGAAGAUAUCUCCCUUUGAACAUCAGACGUACUGCCAACGGACGUUAAGAGAGAUCAAGAUCUUAACUAGGUUUAAACAUGAAAAUAUUAUUGAUAUACGUGAUAUCCUCCGAGCUACUACCAUUGAUGAUAUGCGGGAUGUGUACAUUGUCCAAUGCCUCAUGGAGACAGAUUUAUACAAACUUCUGAAAACCCAGAGGUUGUCAAAUGAUCACAUUUGCUACUUCCUGUACCAAAUUCUACGUGGAUUAAAAUACAUUCACUCAGCAAAUGUCUUGCAUCGAGAUCUUAAACCUAGUAAUCUGCUUCUAAAUACAACAUGUGAUCUCAAGAUCUGUGACUUUGGUCUGGCAAGAGUAGCUGAUCCAGACCAUGAUCAUACUGGUUUCCUUACCGAGUAUGUUGCCACAAGAUGGUACAGAGCACCUGAGAUCAUGCUCAAUUCGAAGGGUUACAAUAAGUCAAUAGAUAUCUGGUCCGUGGGUUGUAUUCUGGCUGAAAUGCUGUCAAACCGACCGAUUUUCCCUGGAAAGCAUUAUCUUGAUCAAUUAAACCACAUCCUUGGAGUCCUUGGGUCACCAACGCAAGAAGAUCUUGAAUGCAUCAUUAAUGAAAAGGCGAGGAACUACUUGCAGUCGUUACCAUUCAAGCCAAAAGUUCCAUGGGUAAAAUUGUACCCAAAUGCUGAUCCAAAAGCCCUAGAUCUUCUUGACAAGAUGCUGACAUUUAAUCCACACAAUCGCAUUGGCGUAGAGGAAGCGUUGGCUCACCCUUACCUAGAGCAGUACUAUGACCCAGCUGAUGAGCCUGUAGCAGAGGAACCAUUCCGUUUUUCAAUGGAGCUUGAUGACCUGCCCAAAGAGACUCUAAAGCAAUACAUUUUUGAUGAAACUGUGUUGUUUAAAACUCGACUUACAGAUCAGCAACAGAAUUCUUAGGAAAUUCUUUAAACAUUGGUCUUGUUUUAAGGAGCACAUCCAGUGCAAUCACAUUGUGCUGUCACAUCACUCGGUGGUACAAAAUUUUGUAAUAAUGAACUGUGUCAAUAUGUGAUGGACUUCAACAUUGUGCCAUAACAUUAUGUUAUGUUUGUGAUUUAAACGAUGUGAUGUGGCUUUACAUAACCUGCAAGUUUAGUGAGAAGGCGAUUGAUUCAUAUUUUCGAAAAGUUAACUAGAAGUUGUUUUGGUCCACUACUAUCUGAUAUCUAUCUAUAAUCUUGGAAUAGUGUCAUUGAGAUGACAUGCAGAAUGAAGUUGAGUGGUUACAUGUUACAUACAUUUCUUGUCAUUUGACCAAACCUAGUUCCACACUGCAUUCCUGUAUUACUUUGUAUUUUAAGCAAUAGUUUUCUGAAAAGUGUGAAUCCAUCAAUAUUUGUACAUAGAAACUAAUGUUACAUGAGCACUGUAACAGUUAAUAAAUCAUAUUGUUCCUUUUCAACUUUCUUUCUAUUAAAAUUUUUGCCAAUGCUACAUAUUAUGGACCCAUUAUUUUCUUAUGGGGUAUUAUUAUUGUAAUAAUCCUGUGUGGAUUUUAAUUAAUAACUUGUAUAUUUGUAAGUUUUUACUCCAAGAGUAUGUUAUACAGCAUUUGGAAAUUUUUCUCUUCAAUAUUUACAGAUUUAACCCAUGCUUUUUGGUUUUGGACAACUCUAACUUGGAGUUGCCUGUAAUUUUCCUCCAUUUUAAAAAAAGUCUGGACCGCUUUGUUGUAAAUUUGGAUAAAAAUGUGAUACGAGGACUGUCCCAAGCUCUUCAGCAAACCCAACCAUAAAUAGCAGUACAUGGAUUUCCAUACCAUGGAUGCUUGGAAGCAAAUAAUUUAACAAUGAUGCAUAAAUAUUUGUUGAAUUCAGUAGCUGUAUGAUACUCUGAUAUGCCCUCACAUACCUGUUUCCCUUUUUAACUACCACAGUGUAAAAGAUUAGUCAAUGGGAUAAAGCAAGCAAUAGACAGUAUGCAAUCUCCAUGCUUACAAGGUUGAAAUGUCAUCUUUAGCCCAAACUGCAAUAGAAAUCAGGGGGAGCACCUACUUUAUGUUAUUUUCUGUUCUGCAUCUAUUUCAUUGUGAGUGAUGUCAUACAAAUGGUUAUACCUUGUAUUAUUAUAGAUUGAUUAAUUGUUUGAUUGAUCAGUUUGUUACGGUAGCAGUUAUGUAAGGUAAUAGUUUAUUUUUUGACAUGUAUCUUAGUUAACUGAAAAAUAAUUAAUGCAGUACCGAUCUAAUUAAAAUUAAUGUGAGAUGAAUUCAGAAACAAGUUAUUGAAACCCUGUAAAAACCAUAGCAGUUUCAUUUGUCAAUUGGCUAACCCUCAAGUUAAUCAGUUUGCAACACUUACUCUCUAAUUUCUAGAAAGAAAAAUAUUGGAAACAUUUGAUUUCUGAAGAACGAAGAACCUCAUUUCACAACAAGUGAGCCUGUUACUGAACUUUAAUUUGUCAAAGUAAGUGUUAUCAAAUUUGACAAUUGAUAUAUCAAUUUUGGAUUUGUUCAAAGUGAGAUGUUCUCUCUUUUCCUGUUUUCUUUGACUCCUGCAACAUCGUUAAUGUGAUUAAUUGUUGCAACUUGUGUUUUGUUGUGGAGUCCAGUAAAGUGACAAUGGGCCUUAUACUUUGAGUAAUAAACUGUUAGAACUUCAUGUAAUAGUUUUAUCAUACUGUUUUGCAAGAGUUAGUGAUUUAUUGAAGGGGCUGGUCUGGUCUGAAUAUGGCAUCUCUGUUCCAUAUUCAAUAUUAUACAUUUGUCUUUCUAUAAUGUUUACUUUAUGACUAUGUGAUUUAACUUUGUAUAUACAAGUAAAUAUUUCUUAAUGUUCAUAGGGUACCUAAUAAUGUUAAUUGUUAAUUACAGUUAUUUUCACUUGUUAUGUUCUAGACAUGAAAGGUUAUUUCUUUUUCUGAUGUCCGGAACAGGCAAGUAAUACAAAGUUCAUCUUAGAAAAGUAUUUGUUUGAGCACUCUGACUUACCUCUGUUUCUUGGUUGAUGUUUGUGAUUUUGAGGUACUUGACACAUCUUUUGUUGGCUUUAUUUGAAAUGUUGCCAGUCUUUGGCUCAAACACCUGAAAGUUGUGACGUCAUUGCCAUUUUGUUUUGCAAAAUUCCUUUCAAAUCACAACUAACACUGGUAGUUCCCUUCUUAACAGAAUGAUAUUUUUUGGAAACUUAUAUUUGACUGAUUGCAGUGAAACAUUUUCUAUCAUGAAACUAAAACAAAAGUUAACUCAACAAACCUGUUUGCAACAGUAGGACAGUAUGUUGGUUUUAAAUCCUGAAAGUUAAAUUAUUUUUAAAAUGUUAUGUGCUCUGGAUAAUUUGAGGAACCAAAGUCUGUGCAGUUCACAUGCACAAACCUAGUAAGUUGGAUAUUGUUUCUCUUGUAGUAAGCAUUUAAAAUUCAAUUUCUUGACUAAUUUUUAAAUGUGAUUUUUCCCCCCAUAAUUGGAAUGGAGUAUUUUAAAUUUGUUAAAACAUAUCAUUAAUUAGCUGGAGACGCCAUUGUUCUAGUAGCUGAAAGAGUGACUCUUAGAACAUCUUUAGGUCAGGAACCUUACCUUGGCCAACAAAGCAGUGCAAUGGUUUGGUUCUGAGUAUGGAAUGUGUCAUGCAAGUUAAGUAUUUCCCUCUUUCAUCUCGGUUUCUUCUCUGUGACAUUAUGUUUGUCGCUUCACUCUGGUUUGUUCAGGAAAGAUGGUAAAAAUAAAAGCAUGCUUUCACUAUACUUUGAGUGCCCCUAAAAGUAUAACUGUCUAUGAAGUGUUCAAUAUCACUGCACAAGUUAGUUUUUUUCCAACAAAAAUUUGUGGCCUAAUUGUUUACUUGUUGCACUUAAAUGUACCAUGGAUCAAUUUGUUUUGGUACCUUGACACAAAUUUCAGCAAUUACAUGAAUGUUUUCCGAGGUUUUACUUCAUAGUUCUACUUUCAGUAAAGCUCAUUCCUGAAUGGUGUUCCCUUUACUAUCUUUGUAAUGAGCUACAGAGUUCUCUCAGAUGUCUUCUCAGUGUAGUUUUUUUUUUAAAUGUUAUACACACUAGUAUGCUAAUCAUGUCGUCUAUAUACAAGACUGCAUUUUGAUUAUUUAUGAAGCAAUUAUUGUACUGAAACAACGAAGUAUUUUGAUAUUCUGUAUUGUUGAACAUGAUAUGGUACAAUUGAUUGCAGUUAUCAAAUACAUAGUUAUAUUUGAAAAAAGUGAAACAACAGUAGUGUUUGUUUAGAAGUGAGGAGUUCGAAUACAAAUAAUUUUCUCCUUGAAUCAUACUAUAUUACCUCUACUGUUCCAUUUCUUUAUUAGAAAAAUGUGUGUGCUAACCAAACUUCACCUUGAUGGUAUAUGAUGUAUUAUUACAAACCUGAGUAAUCAGGGAGGAAACAAACUUCAUUUUUUCUUGCCUCCUCUACCUAGCUUCUUUGAGUAAAUGUUUUCUUCUCUUCCAGAUGCUGUUAACUGUUUUGCUAAGUGUCCAUCCUGCACCUCAGUUUUUUGGUUGGUUUUCUAAUAAUUUUUACCAUGAUGUAAGGCAGCCAUUUUACCUCUUUACUCUUUGGUUUCCUGCUUAAUUUGUACCUUAAUUUGCCAGGUAGAUCUUAUGUUAAAUCUAGCGAGACGAUUACAAUAUUUAAUUAUCCUACAACUUUCUGUUCAGAAAUAAUUAAAAAUGUAAUUCUCUAGAAAUUUCUUGUCAAUCUCUUCUAAAUGUUGUGUAUAUAUUCAUAUAAUACAUUGUCUUCUGAAGAAUUUGCCCCAUUUGAGUGUUUUCAUACUCUAUAAAAUUAGAGCUUUUCCUAGCCAAUGAUAUGGAUUGAUGAAAGUGAAACAAAACAAGUAAAACCUUUCACGGUUUGUCACCAUACAGUAUUGUUACUAGUAAUACUAUUGUAUCCGAUACUUUGUUGUUCAGGAAUAAAAGAAAAAGCUUUGUUGGAAAAAA
This is a messenger RNA of Frankliniella occidentalis (western flower thrips), 5278 nucleotides long. Its product is annotated as mitogen-activated protein kinase 1. Gene Ontology annotation, molecular function: ATP binding; MAP kinase activity. Gene Ontology annotation, biological process: intracellular signal transduction; protein phosphorylation. Bases 26 to 1282 code for a protein of 418 amino acids. Gene Ontology annotation, cellular component: cytoplasm; nucleus. NCBI's taxonomy places the organism in Eukaryota, Metazoa, Arthropoda, Insecta, Thysanoptera, Thripidae. The record is from RefSeq and is a predicted model, not a curated record. The transcript is spliced from 10 exons.